AUGACUCCUGAAUUGCAACGAUGGGUCCAGCUGGUGGCGCUGUUUUCAGAGGCUGUGGUGGGAAACUUAGCAGCUACUAGAAGCAGAGUGCUCAACUUCUGUGCCCACUAUGAAGACAGGAAGAGGCUCCAGACAGAGCUAAGGGGACCCGGCCGGAUCUGGAGAGCUGGACAUAGCUCCUCCUACCCGAAGAACUUGCCCCGCCCCCAGCGCCCUGCCUUGCAGUUGCCACAGAAACGGAAACGCAAGCAGGCACUGCGCAGACCCUGUCUAAACUCUGUGUCUUCCCUCAGAAUGUACAAUAAAAUGUGGCACCAGACCCAAGAAGCCCUCAAUUCUCUGCUCGACAAAGAGUCUCAGAAGAUGACUGAACCUCAAAGAAACAAGGUCAUAGUCUUCCAGAUGUUAGCCACCUUCUACAUAAAGUAUGUGCAGAUCUUCAGGAACAUGGAGAACGUCUAUGACCAGAUAGUCCAUCCACAGAAGCGCACGCUGAUCCGCAAGAUCCUGGAUGGAGUGAUGGGCCGCAUUCUGGAGCUGAAGAACGAGAUGGUAGAGCUGGAAAUGACAGAGUUCCACUAUUUCGACGAUAUCUUACAGGACCUGAAGCUGUCUCCCCAACAGUUGGAUGUCCCCAUACCCAGGUAUUUUCUGAAGGAGAGGUUGGAAGUCAUAAGAGGAAGAGAGAAAAUCCUCGCUCGGAUCUUAGCUGAAUGUGGACUGAACCUCCCUGAUAAAUACGCCGUCAAGAGCAUAGCGUUGGAAGAGGCUGUUAAACUGAUCCAGAUAGCGGAGCGUGCCAGGCAGGGCCGCCUCAGGGCACUGUUCAUGAAGCAGAUCUUCCUUCAGGAGUGCAGAGCCAGGGAGAUAAAGCUGUUGGGACAGAGACUAUCAGACACCAGCUUGGCAGCACUCCAGAUUCAGAAAGUUUGGCGAGGUUUCUAUCAAAGCAAGAAGACAGUGAAAGAGCGGGAGGAGGAGAUGGUAUUCCUGGGUAUGAAACCACCCCCUCUCUUCAACGAAGUCAGCGAUGCCAUUGUCCAGUCCCAACAAGUGACGAAUCUGCGGAACGAGGUGCAGCUAAAACAUGAACAGAGCUACCAGGAAGCCUUAAUAAAUAUCAAGGAGGACCUGCGGAUGUUGGAAGGCCCAGACAUCAAGGAGCACCUUCAGGACCAGAUCCGGCAGUGGUUCAUCGAAUGCAGGAAUUUGACGGGCACAUUCCCGGAGUACCCCAAUGAGGAAGAUGGAGGCUCAGCUCUCAUCUUUUCCAACAAGACCCCAGAACAGGUUAUUGAGGAUAUCAUAGCCACCCAAGAGGAGGAAGAAAAAUUAAAGAAGAAAAAGAAGAAGAAGGAAGAAAAGGGCAAAAAGGGCAAGAAGGAGAAGGAGAAGGAGAAGGAGAAGGAGAAAGAGAGGAAGGGCAGCCCGAAGGAGAAGGUUGUGAAGGAAGAAGACGAGGAAUGGAAGAUGUCACCAAGUCUUUUCCUUGAGUUAAUGGAGGAAGGAAAUAGCUUAUACAAAGACAUGUGGAUGAAUAAAGAUGAAUCUUGGAAUUUCCCUCAGGACUAUGACCCAGAACUGAUCAAGGAGGAAAAACGAAAGGAAUUAGAAAUGGAGAUAAGGGUUCAGGUGGACGAGCUCAUGAGACAGGAACUGAAAAACCUUAAGCUGGCUGUGAACAGAGAGUUGGAAAUCCCACCCAGGCCAAAGAAAGGGAAAAAGCAAAAUAAAGGGCGGAAAGGCAGGAAAGGGAAACGAGGAAAGAAGGAAAAAGAUCUGACGGCUGACAGGACCAUCGAGUCCCUAUACCAGGAGCUGGUUGAAGAAGGCCUCCUGAUCCAGGCCCUGAAGGUCAACCUCUCGGAUUACAUUGGUGAGUACAGCUACCUGGGGACGACACUGCGCCAGGUGGCCAUAGAGCCUAUGCCCUCCCUCCUAGACGUCAGACAGCUCAUCACCCUGUACGGAAUCUUGCCUCUGGGGUCUGCAGAAGUGCAUGAGAGAGCUCCCUUGGUGAAGUCGCUGCUAUUGGCUGGACCCCCAGGGGUAGGGAAGAAAAUGCUGGUCCACGCCAUCUGCACGGAAACGGGGGCUAACCUCUUUAACCUGUCUGCCUCGAACAUCGCCGGGAAGUACCCAGGCAAAACCGGCCUGCAGAUGAUGAUACACUUGGUAUUCAAGGUGGCCCGCCAGCUUCAGCCUUCCGUGGUGUGGAUCCAAGACACAGAGAAAACCUUCUACAAGAAAGUCCCGCAGGCAGAGAAACGGUAUGAACCAAAACGCCUAAAAAGAUACCUCCCCAAACUCCUGAAGCUCCUGAAACCGGACGACAGGAUCUUGAUUGUGGGGACCACACAUCGGCCUUUCGACGCUGAGCUCCAACCCUUCUGCAGAGUCUACCAAAAGAUUAUUUUGGUUCCCAGGCCCGACUAUGCUUCCAGAUACGUUCUGUGGAAACAAAUCAUUCUACGCCACGGAGGUGAGCUCACCAAUGCCUUGAAUAUCAGUUGCCUAUCUAAAGUCACUGAUGGCUUCACACAAGGACAGAUCGUGCAAGUGGUCAAGGAGGUGCUCACGGAACGCAGGGUCCGGCAGCAGUCUCACAAGCCACUCACUGCCAUUGAGUUUAUCACCAUGAUGACCAACAUGAACCCUGUGUACAGGGAGGAGGAAGAGAACUUUAAGAAUUGGUAUGCCAAAACCCCUCUGGGGAAGAAGCGAGUCUUGUCACUAACAGUCGGUGGCAACAAAGAAAAGGAAAAGGACAAAGGAAAGAAAGGAAAAAAGGGCAAAAAGAAGAAGUAA
Apodemus sylvaticus (European woodmouse) is the source of this 2808-nucleotide messenger RNA. It is a transcript of the gene Drc11, whose product is annotated as IQ motif containing with AAA domain 1. The transcript has 20 exons. The record is from RefSeq and is a predicted model, not a curated record. Gene Ontology annotation, molecular function: ATP binding; ATP hydrolysis activity. NCBI's taxonomy places the organism in Eukaryota, Metazoa, Chordata, Mammalia, Rodentia, Muridae. The coding region runs from base 1 to 2808 and encodes 935 amino acids.